Thermochaetoides thermophila DSM 1495 is the source of this 861-nucleotide messenger RNA. RefSeq lists its product as uncharacterized. The transcript has 3 exons. The record is from RefSeq and is a predicted model, not a curated record. Gene Ontology annotation, molecular function: protein binding. Lineage: Eukaryota; Fungi; Ascomycota; Sordariomycetes; Sordariales; Chaetomiaceae. The coding region runs from base 1 to 861 and encodes 286 amino acids.
AUGGCGAGUCCGAGUCGUUCCAUGCCAACUCCCACUCUGGGGUCGGCGAGUGUUCCUCCCCCUGCUUCACAGACUGCUACGCAAGUAAGCAUCACAUCACCGGCCGGGUCUGACCCGACUGAUCGCUGGCUCACUGACCGCAUCGUCACGGUGACGGUUGGAAAAGAGGAGAAGAAAUGGGCCGUCCACGAGAAGCUCCUCUCGAGCAAGUCGCAGUUCUUCAACCAGUACUUCAACAGCGCCGACUCCAACGUUAACCGCGAUGAAAUGAAGUUGCCUGAUGAAGACCCUAAGUUGUUUGGCCUCUUCAUCCGCUGGCUCUACGGCAAUGCCUUCGCCACCUCGGGCGGCACCCGUCCGUUCCGUUUUCAGCCGCCUGAUGGAAAGGACGUUACCGUUCGCGACUACCUCGCUCUCUACGUUCUAGGUGGCAAAUUCGGCAUGGUCGGCUUGCGCAACGCAGCCAUCGAUGCACUUUACACGCACUUCGGCGAGGUGACGGAUUUCCACGAGUCGCCCAACUUCGAGGAUAUCGACUACAUCUUCACCCACACGACGCCUGAUGCACCGAUCCGCCGCUUCCUCAUCGUCCACGCGCUCUUCUACCUCUUCAGCAAGGGCCGUCGCAACGCCCCUCUGCCCGCCGAUUGGGGCAAGGUGCUCUGCAAGAAUGGCGAGAUCGGCUGGGCGAUGAUUCGCAUGCUCGCGGACUGGAACUGGACUAUGGGCGUUAAUGCGCCGCCUAUGAAGGUCAAGGCGAGGUACCAGUUCCAUGAGAAGGAGGCUGAGUCACCCAAGAUUAAGCCCGAGAGACCGGAUGCCGUGGAGAUGGGGACUAUUCCGAACAUUGAUGUCGACUGA